Scleropages formosus (Asian bonytongue) is the source of this 11018-nucleotide messenger RNA. RefSeq names its product cadherin, EGF LAG seven-pass G-type receptor 3 (gene celsr3). The coding region runs from base 16 to 10584 and encodes 3522 amino acids. Gene Ontology annotation, molecular function: calcium ion binding; G protein-coupled receptor activity. The transcript has 37 exons. Lineage: Eukaryota; Metazoa; Chordata; Actinopteri; Osteoglossiformes; Osteoglossidae. Gene Ontology annotation, cellular component: plasma membrane. Gene Ontology annotation, biological process: homophilic cell-cell adhesion; cell surface receptor signaling pathway; G protein-coupled receptor signaling pathway. The record is from RefSeq and is a predicted model, not a curated record.
CGCGCGCUCUAAAGGAUGCUGCGCGAGGGGGAGGGGCGCGGCGGCGGCGGCGGCGGCGGCGGUGGCGGGGGGGGCUCUGUGUGUGCUGCGCGAGGAUGGAUGGUACCACCGGGGUCUGCUGAGAGCCAUGUUGGAGAUGAAUGGAAAGGCUGCGAUGCUGCGCCCCUGACGCCCAGAGCCCGACUCCAACCGAGCGCAGCGAGUAAAUGCGAGCGUACCGGGCCCGCGGAGACUCGGGGGAGCACGGGGGAAGGCGUGGGGUCGAGGCCGCGGGGUUGGAGACCUAGUCGGAGAGGGGGGGAAAGGGGGGAGAGACGUGCACGAUCUGACAGGAAGCGAGAGGGAGAAAGGGGGGAGAGGAAGGAUCUGACCAGACUAAUGGCUGCACUGCUGCUGGCAUCCAGCGUGCUCUCCAGACUCCUGCUCCUCCUGCUCCUCAGCCCUUUGUUCGCGCACAGCCGGGGGAAGAGCGCGGGCUCCUGCUGCCGGACCCACGGCUCGUGCUCCGCUCCUCCGCACUGGCUGCUGCUCCUGGCUGGGUGUGAUUCGGAGGCGCGAUCUGGGUGGAUCUCGCCGGCGUCGCUAUGCUGUUUCGCCGAGCGUCCGGACUGGGGCUGCGGUAGCCGACGGAACGCGCGCGGGGACACCGGCGGCUGCACGGAGAGCGGCGGAGGACGGCGGGGCUCGCGGGAUCAUCAUCAUGUGCUCGGACACCUCGAGCCAGAGCUCAACCUGACCAAGCUGCCCUACUCGGGGGAGACGGGCUCCGAAACGCCGAGCGCUAUGAAAGAACCAGGCCCUUCAGCACCUGUGACACGACGGACACUUCCAUCCGCCCUGCGCUUGUCUCUUCGGAGGAUUACAAAUAAGAUUAACAUCAACGGUGGUUCCCACAGUGCUUACCGAAAUAAUACAAAUACCACCACCUAUAUCAGCAGCAAUAGCAACAGUAAUAACAACAACAAUAAGAACAAGAGCGCCGAGCAGAGCCACCGUACGCUUUACAAAGAGUCGAAUGCUGGCAGGCAACAAGGAGCCCCUCAGCAAGGGCCCUGUGUACUUUCACAGCAGGGAGAGGCUCUGGUGGAGGGGCUGCACACUGCGAGCACUGACAGCUCCGCUUGCAACAGCUUAAACACCGGUAUGGAAGCCACGCGCCUGCAAUUAAAACCCGGCAAAUCAGGGGCGUUGCAGCGCAGAGGUGUCAGUCAACACUGGGAGCAGCUGGGGGACUGGGCACAGGGGCUUGGGAGGCAGGGCAAGGAGCGAGAGAGGGGGGUGGGAGAUGGACAGGUGGACGAAGGAGUGGGCGAAAGUCACCCUGAAACGGAGGAGUGGAAAAAACGGAAAAGUCCCGGCAGGACAAAGGGAGCAAAACGGACAGACGUGAUGUUAGAAAGAGAGGAGAACAAAGGUCGGGAGAACAGCACAGGGGCGGCCAAAGGCGGAGACUGGGACUGGAAUAGGAGUUGGGAGGGAGAGGACAGAAAAGACACAUCUGGACUGGAUAGCAGCCUGGCAAUGCUGGGUGAGAGCACAGAGGCUGAUAAGAACAGAGAAGGAGGAAGCGACAAGGCUAUUAAAGAACAUGAGGAAAUGGAGGAGAGGCAGAGUGACAGACAAAAUAUUGAAGAGCGAGAAAACCUCCCUGUCACUCCUGGCCGCUAUCGUCGGGCAGCAAAUAGGCACCCCCACUUCUCACAGUAUAACUACCAGGUGCAGGUGGCAGAAAACCAGCCUCCGGGCACCUCUGUGAUCGCCAUGGUAGCGCAGGACCCUGACCCUGGGGAGGCAGGACGUCUCAGUUAUAGCAUGGCCCCACUCAUGAACAGCAGAUCCAUGGACUUGUUCCACAUAGAUCAAACCACCGGCUUGCUGACCACCACCAAGGUGCUUGACCGCGAGGUCAUGGAUCUGCACUACUUUAGGGUCACUGCCACAGAUCAUGGCUCACCCCGGCUCUCAGGUACCACCAUGGUGGCCAUCACUGUUUCAGACCGUAAUGACCACUCGCCCGUGUUUGAGCAGACCGAGUACAGGGAGACAAUCCGUGAAAACGUGGAGGAAGGGUACCCCAUCCUGCAGCUGCGUGCUACUGAUCUCGAUGCCCCCUCCAAUGCGAACAUCCGCUACCGCUUUGUGGGAAACACCUCUGCAGUGCGCACUGCUUUUGAUAUCGAUCCCCGGUCAGGGCUUAUUACAACGCGAGGGCCUGUCGACCGGGAGACCACUGAGAGCUAUACUUUACAAGUGGAAGCCAGUGACCAGGGCAGGGAUCCUGGUCCCCGCUCUACCACAGUAAGGGUCUUCAUCACCGUGCUGGAUGAGAAUGACAAUGUGCCGCAGUUCAGCGAGAAGCGGUAUGUGGUGGCGGUACGUGAGGAUGUGCGGCCACAUUCCGAAAUUCUUCGCAUCAGUGCCUCAGAUCGUGACAAGGACAACAACGCUGCAGUGCACUACAACAUCAUCAGCGGGAACAGCCGUGGCCAGUUUUCCAUUGACAGUGUCACUGGGGAGAUCCAGGUGGUGGCUCCACUAGACUUUGAGGCAGAAAGGGAGUACACACUCAGGGUGCGUGCUCAGGACAACGGGCGCCCUCCACUUUCCAACAACACUGGCAUUGUGAGCGUGCAGGUAACCGAUGUCAACGACAACCCACCCAUCUUUGUGUCUACUCCUUUCCAGGCCUCCGUGCUGGAAAGUGCCCCUGUGGGCCACUCAAUACUGCACAUACAGGCCAUAGACACUGAUUCAGGUGACAAUGCGCGGCUCGAGUACCGGCUGACGGGCACCAGCCCUGACACUCCUUUUGUGAUCAACUCAGCAACAGGUUGGGUGACGGUGAGCUCUGCGUUAGAUCGUGAGGCCGUAGAGCAUUAUUUCUUUGGCGUGGAGGCACGGGACUAUGGCACACCGCCUCUGUCAGCUUCUGCUAGUGUCACUGUCACAGUGAUGGAUGUCAAUGACAACCGGCCCGAGUUCCUGCAGAAGGAGUACUAUGUACGUUUGAAUGAGGAUGCAGCAGUUGGCACAAGCGUGGUCAGCGUGACCGCAAUCGACCGUGAUGUCAACAGUGCAGUUACCUACCAGAUCACUGGUGGCAAUACACGCAACCGCUUUGCCAUUAGCACGGUGGGAGGGGCUGGCUUACUCUCACUAGCACUGCCACUUGACUACAAGCAGGAACGCCGCUACAUACUGACCGUAACUGCCUCUGACCGUACACUGUAUGACACCUGUCAGGUGCAUGUCAACAUCACUGAUGCCAACACUCAUCGGCCGGUGUUCCAGAGUGCGCACUACUCUGUGAGUGUGAAUGAGGACCGGCCACCAGGAAGUACAGUUGUGGUUAUUAGCGCUACUGAUGAGGACAUGGGCGAGAAUGCUCGCAUCACGUACUUCUUGGAAGACAACAUUCCACAGUUCCGCAUCGAUCCUUCUAGUGGUGCUAUCACUCUCCUCACAGAACUUGACUAUGAGGACCAAAUGACCUACACGCUGGCCAUCACUGCACGUGACAAUGGCAUCCCGCAGAAGUCAGACACCACCUAUGUGGAGGUGAAUGUGAACGACGUCAACGACAAUGCACCUCAGUUCCUGAGUCCGCGUUACCAAGGCACUGUGACAGAGGAUGCCCCACCCUUCACCAGCGUCCUCCAGAUCUCGGCCAAUGACCGCGAUGCCCAUGCAAACGGCCGUGUGCAGUACACCUUUCAGAAUGGCGAAGAUGGGGAUGGCGAUUUCACCAUUGAGCCCACCUCGGGCAUUGUGCGCACAGUUAGGCGCCUGGAUCGCGAGAGCAUACCCUUUUAUGAACUGACUGCCUACGCUGUGGACCGUGGUGUUCCUCCCCAACGCACUCCUGUGAACAUCCAGGUCACAGUGCUUGAUGUCAAUGACAAUGCGCCUGUCUUCCCAGCAGAUGAUUUUGAGGUUCUGGUGAAAGAAAAUAGUGCUGUUGGGUCGGUUGUGGCCCAGAUCACUGCCAAUGACCCUGAUGAGGGUCCAAAUGCCCAGAUCAUGUACCAAAUUGUGGAAGGAAACAUCCCUGAAAUAUUUCAGAUGGACAUCUUCUCUGGGGAGCUGACCUCACUCAUUGAUCUAGACUAUGAGGUGCGCUCUGAGUAUGUUAUUGUGGUGCAGGCAACCUCUGCUCCCCUAGUAAGCCGUGCCACAGUACGGAUACGUCUAGUAGACCAGAACGACAAUGGCCCUCUGCUGCAGAACUUUCAGAUCAUUUUCAACAACUUUGUGUCGAAUCGGUCCAACAGCUUUCCCAGUGGUGUGAUUGGGCGUGUCCCUGCUCAUGACCCUGAUGUAUCAGACCGAUUGUACUACUCUAUCGACCGCGGUAAUGAGCUGCACUUGUUGCUGCUUAACCACACCAGUGGAGAGAUCCGCCUUAGCCGCAAGCUGGACAACAAUCGGCCGCUGGUGGCUACCAUGAUGGUUUCUGUCACAGAUGGGAUCCACAGUGUCACGGCACAGUGUGUGCUCAGGGUGCUGAUCAUCACCGAGGACAUGCUGAGCAGCAGUGUGACUGUCCGCCUUCAGAACAUGUCCCAGGAGCACUUCCUGUCUCCGCUACUUGGCCACUUCCUGGAGGGCGUGUCCGCUGUGCUUUCUGUUCCCCCAGAGGAUGUCUUUGUCUUCAACAUCCAACCAGAUAGCGAGGCAGAGGGCAUCCUGAAUGUCAGCUUCUCGGCUGCCCUUCCAGGAGGCCACUUCUUUCCCUCGGAGGCCCUUGAAGAGCAGCUGUACCUGAAUCGACCACGCCUCACCUCUUUGGCCCAGAUGGAGGUCCUGCCCUUCGAUGACAAUGUAUGCCUCCGUGAACCGUGCCAGAAUUAUAUGAAGUGCAUCUCAGUGCUGCGCUUCAACAGCUCCGCCCCCUUUAUCGCCUCGCCCACCAUUUUGUUUCGGCCCAUCCACCCCAUCGCUGGACUGCGCUGCCGCUGCCCUCCAGGCUUCACCGGUGACUACUGUGAGACAGAGAUCAAUCUGUGCUAUUCAAACCCCUGCCUCAAUGGGGGUCUGUGCACACGGCGAGAGGGGGGCUACACCUGCAUCUGUCACGAGGACUACACAGGUGAGCGCUGUGAGUGGAACAGGCGUAAAGGCCGCUGCGUGCCAGGCGUGUGCCGGAAUGGGGGGACGUGUCGGGAGCUGUCUGGAGGGGGCUUCCGCUGUGAGUGCCCCGCAGGGGGGUACGAGAGGCCCUACUGCGCAGUCACAGCCCGCUCCUUCCCACCUAAGUCCUUCAUCAUGUUCCAUGGGCUCCGGCAGCGGUUCCACCUCUCUAUCUCUCUUUCAUUUGCGACCUUGGAACGCCGUGCCCUCCUUCUGUACAAUGGCCGUUUCAAUGAGAAGCAUGACUUCCUGGCUCUGGAGAUUAUAGACGGACAGGUACAGCUCAAGUUCUCCACAGGUGAAUCUUCCACCCAGGUAAGCCCUUACCUACCUGGUGGAGUAAGUGAUGGCAACUGGCACACGGUUCACAUCCACUAUUCCAACAAGCCCAAGCAGAGCCUCAGUGGGGAGAGCCAGGGCCCUUCCAAUGAGAAAGUAGCCAUUCUCAGUAUAGAUGACUGCGACACAGCUGUGGCUCUGAGCUUUAGCCAGCAACUGGGCAACUACAGCUGUGCGGCACAGGGCCGCCAGACCAGCUCUAAGAAAUCUCUGGAUCUCACCGGGCCGCUGUUUUUGGGUGGAGUGCCCAACCUCUCCGAGAAUUUCCCCUUUGUGACUCGAGAAUUCAUUGGCUGCAUGAAAGACCUGCACAUCGACAGUCGGCCCCUGGACCUGGCUGGCUACAUCGCUAACAACGGCACACUCCCAGGUUGCAGCGCCAAGCUUCCUUUCUGCAAGUCGAACCCUUGUCAGAAUGGAGGCACAUGCAGGGUGAGCUGGGAGACCUUCUCCUGUGACUGCCCCCUAGGGUUCGGAGGGAAGGACUGCAGCUCAGUUAUGAGUCACCCUCACCAUUUCCCAGGAAACGGUGCCCUGUGGUGGGACCUGAAGAAUGACUUUACCAUCUCCACCCCCUGGUACCUGGGGCUGGUGUUCCGCACACGCACGCUGGACGGAGUUCUGCUACAGGCACAGGCGGGGCAGUACACCAGUCUGGUAUUCCAGCUGGCGGCAGGGCAGCUGGUGUUCUCAGUGAGCCGGGGCUCCACCCGCCCCGUUCGUCUGCGCUUGGACCAGGUGCAGGUGAAUGACGGGCGCUGGCAUGACCUGCAGCUGGAGCUGCGUGAUGUCCACAGCGGCCGCGAGACUCGCUAUGUGGCUACUGUCCGCCUCGACUUUGGCCUCUUUCAGGGAACAGUGAUUGUGGGAAAUGAACUUCAUGGCCUGAAGGUGAAACACCUGCAUGUGGGUGGAGUGCUGGGUGCAGGGGAGGUGCAGAGUGGUGUGAGGGGGUGCAUCCAGGGUGUGCGUUUAGGGGUGAGGCCGGACGCCCCUGCCCUACCCCGCCCAACCCGAACCGUGAAAGCCGAACCAGGAUGCAAUGUGGGGAACCCCUGUGUCUCCUCCCCAUGCCCUGCCCACAGUCGCUGCGAUGACCAGUGGGAGCGGUACACCUGCGUGUGUGAGCCAGGUUUUUAUGGUAAAAGCUGUUUGGACGCCUGCGAACUCAACCCAUGUGAGAACCAAGCAAAGUGUCACCGUAAACCGAACUCGUCCCACGGCUACAUCUGCGACUGUGGGGACAACCACUACGGCCAGUAUUGCCAAUUCAAGAGUGACCAGCAGUGUCCACGUGGUUGGUGGGGCACUCCCACUUGUGGACCAUGUAGCUGUGAAACAAGUAAAGGCUUUGACCCGGACUGCAACAAGACCACAGGCCAGUGUCACUGCAAGGAGUUCCACUACCGCCCCCGAGGAAGUGACACCUGUCGGCCCUGUGACUGCUACCCCGUGGGCUCCUUUUCGCGCUCCUGUGACCUGGAGAGUGGCCAGUGCCAGUGCCGUCCCGGUGUGAUCGGGCGCCAGUGCAACGCCUGCGACAACCACUUUGCUGAGGUCACACAGACAGGCUGCGAGAUCGUCUAUGAUGGCUGUCCUAAGACUAUCACGAUGGGAAUCUGGUGGCCGAGGACGAAGUUCAGUCUGCCAGCAGCUGUGCCGUGUCCUAAAGGCUCUGUGGGCACAGCGAUACGGCACUGUGAUGCAGAAAGGGGUUGGCUGGCACCAGAUCUCUUCAACUGUACGUCUCCUUCCUUUGUGGAGCUGAAUGCAGCGUUGGAGUCAGUGGAGAGGAAUGAGACAGAGCUCAGCACUAUCAUGGAGAAGAAGCUAGCCUAUCAGCUGCGUGAUGUCACCGAGGCAACACCCCGCCUCUAUGGCAAUGACCUGCAGAUCGCUGAUCGUCUGCUCUCCCGCCUGCUCAACUUUGAGAACCAGCAGACUGGCUUCGGUCUGACUGCCACACAGGAUGCCCACUUCAAUGAAAAUAUCUUGCGGAGCUGCAGUGCAUUGUUGGGGCUGACCACAGCAGGGCUGUGGAGAGGGCAGGGGGUUGUGGGUGAACGGGAAGCUGGGGGCCUGGUGCAACUGCUGGAGCAGUAUGCUCGCACCCUUGCCCAGAAUAUGAAACUCACAUACCUGAACCCUGUGGCCCUGGUGGCACCCAACAUUGUGAUGAAUCUGGACCGUGUGGAGAACCACACCCAUGUGCGCAGACGCUUUCCUCGAUACCAUAACACCCUGUUCCGAGGGCAGGCUCUGUGGGACCCUCACACUCAUGUGGUGCUGCCCCCCAGUGCCCUCGUGCCACAGGGACAGCCAGCUCUUCCCAGCACUCCCCCCACCCCAGUAAAUGUCCCAGGUAAUCACACUGCAGAUUCUGUGCCCCCCAAGCGCUCUGUUUUGACGCCUGAGCCACCCAUCAGCAUCAUCAUCCUGCUGAUCUACCGCAGCCUGGGAGCUGUCCUCCCGGCCAGAUACUACACAGACCGCCGUGGAGUCAGGCUGCCCAGGCAUCCAGUGAUGAACUCCCCCAUUGUUACGGUGUCCGUCUACAACAAUCAGUCUUUCGUGGAGGGGCUGCUGGACUCCCCACUGCUGCUGGAGUUCCGCCUGCUGGAGACGUCCAACCGCAGCAAGCCCCUGUGUGUGCAAUGGAACCAUAGCAGACAGGCUGACGUUGGCGGCUGCUGGACUAUCAGAGACUGCAGUGUUGUGUAUAGAAACACGUCCCAUGUCCGCUGUCAGUGUCAGACCCUGGGAACCUUUGGAGUCCUGAUGGACAGCUCCCAUCGUGAGCAGUUGGAGGGGAAUCUAGAGACGCUGGCGAUCGUGAUGUAUUCGUCCCUCUCCGUGUCCCUACUGGCUCUGCUGGUGACUGUGGUUGUGCUGUCCUGCCUGCGGGGACUGAAAUCCAACACCCGCAGCAUUCACUCAAACAUCGCUGCCGCCAUCUUCCUGUCUGAGCUUGUUUUCCUGCUGGGCAUCAACCAGACCGAGCAGCAGUUCCUGUGCACUGUCAUCGCCAUCCUCCUGCACUACUUCUUCAUGGCCACGUUUGCCUGGCUAUUCGUGGAAGGCCUGCACAUCUACCGCAUGCAGACUGAAGUGCGCAACAUCAACCACGGAGCCAUGAGGUUCUACUAUGCCAUUGGCUGGGGUGUUCCUGCCAUUAUAACAGGGCUGGCAGUGGGUCUUGAUCCAGAGGGAUACGGGAAUCCAGACUUCUGUUGGAUCUCUGUCCAUGACAAGCUCAUCUGGAGCUUUGCCGGCCCCAUUGGCAUCGUGAUCGUGAUGAACAGUGGGAUGUUUCUGAUUGUGGCGCGCAUGUCCUGCAAUCCAACGCAGAAGGAGACCAAGAAGCAAUCUGUGAUUACCACAGUGCGCAAUGCCUUCAUACUGCUCCUUCUGGCCACUUCUUCCUGGUUCUUUGGUCUUAUGGCUGUCAAUAACAGUGUUCUGGUCUUCCACUACCUCUUCACUGUACUGUGCUGUCUGCAGGGCCUGGCAGUGCUGUUGGUUUUCUGUCUACUAAACUCAGAGGUACAGGAGGCCUGGAAACUGGCCUGUCUGGGGAAGAAGAGCUUGAACGAAGAUCCCCCUCGUCCCCCACAGAUCACAGGUCCGAAUUCCUACAAUGGUGCCUCCCUGCUGGAGCAGAGUGGACUCCACCGCAUCACUUUGGGGACGUCCACUAUCUCAUCCGUCAGCAGCGCGCGGGAGAACUUGCUUGCGCGACAGACUCUGGAGCACAACCUGGGCCACACAGGAGCCACGGAUCUGGAUGUGGCCAUGUUCCACAGGGACAAAGGUGAAGACUCGGACUCUGACUCAGACCUUUCUCUAGAGGAGGAGCGCAGUCUCUCCAUCCCGUCCUCCGAGAGUGAGGACAAUGUCCGCCUACGUGGACGCAUCCAGCGACGCUUCAAACGCACCAAUCACAGUGAGCGGUUGCUCACAGAGCCCGCCCAGAAUGGUACCAAAGACCUGGAUGGCAAUGACCUGCUCUCCUAUUGGCCAGCGCUGGAGGAGUGUGAGGUCCACUCGCUGCAGAAGUGGGGCUCAGAGCGGCGCCUGGGGGCUGACUUCAGCAAGGAUGCUGCCAACAACAACCAGCUUGAUGCAGCUCUGACCAGUGGGGAUGAGAACGGCCUGACGCAGCCUCACCGCAACCGGAGGGGGAUUCUGAAGAACCGCCUGGGCUGUCCUCCAGGCUUACAAGGAUUGUCUUCGAUGGGGAAUGUCCCCAGUGAGCUGUCCUGGUACCGAACGUCUACCCUGGGCCACCGGGCAGUUCCAGCAGCCUCUUAUGGCCGCAUGUACUCGGGGACGGGUUCGCUAUCUCAGCCUGCCUCGCGCUACUCCUCCAGGGAGCACCUAGACUCCAUGGCCCGGCGGCAGUUCUCCCGUGACCCGCUGUGCCGCCAGGACCGGCUGGAGCACACGCCUCACAGCCAACAUGGCUCGCGUGAGAACCUGGACCUGCUGCCACGCCGCCGCGACCUGGGCCUGGACCGGGCCUCUCGGGAAAACUUGAGCAGUUCCCGUGACCGGCUGGAGCCCCAGAGCUCGCAUGCCUCCCGCGAGGACCUCAGGGAGGGGCACCUAGGAGGGUCUCGCUCGCAGCUCAAUACUCUGUUGCGCAGACAGUUCUCCCGUGAGCUGCUAGGGGGGCCCCUGAUGAGCGGCCGCUCACGGGAGCAGCUGGAGCCUGGUGGGGGAGUCGGGGCGGUGCAGCCUUGCAGGGAAUGGCUCCGGACCUUACCCCCCCGACAAGCCUCGCACCCCGAGCAGCCCCUGCCGCCUUCUCCCCCUCCCCCCAUCGCAGAGCAGCAGGAGCCCCUGGAUCCCCAGGAUGCCCCCCCUGGCCGGGGGCGGCUGGACUCCACCCCGCCUUGUAGGUACCCGCCCCCACCUGCCCCGCCUAGUCGACACACGUCCAAUGAGCACCUGGAUAUCCUCUCCUCCAUCUUGGCCUCCUUCAGCUCCUCCGUGCUCGCCCCCCCGAGCCCUGCCUUGGGGCCAUCCCCCUCCCCCCCUCACUCUGCUACCUCCCACAGCAUCUCUGAGAUUUCCCCCGACUCGGAAGUCAACAGAAGUGAAGGACAGUCUUGAUGACGCCCUCUGGACCCUACAAUGCUUCAUCUCUACCUUGGCAGCUUGGGAAAGAACAAGAUCCUGGCAAUGCUGCAACCUUCUGGGACUCAGGAGGACAUUUUUCUAGAGAUGGCAUUGAGAUGUUUGAGGGAGGAGUAGGAGUUGUGGAUGAGUAAAAAAUGUGUGAGCGAGCGAGCGUCCAACAUGUCUGUGGCCACUGAGAGAAACAGGAAGAGACAGACUGGACACAUCUGUCUCUGUAGGAGGGAGAAAAGGACAGCCAUGCAGUGUUUUUACCUAGUCUGUUGACUUUAAUCAUGGGGAGCGAGGGAGGGUAGCCACCAUGUUCACAGCCUGAUGAACCAUGACCUCAGAUUCUGUAUGCGGUUGAUAAACGGGGGGGGGGGGGGGUAUGAUUCACAAAAAAGAAGUUGUAAAUAACUUUUUUAUAC